AUGGAUGUAGGAAGAGAUAAAGAUAAUGAUAUAGAACAGGGGAUAAAGGAUAUAGGAGAGUUACUCAAGUCUGGUCGUCAUGUCGGUGUGUCAAGAGCAUCAGCAUCACUCUUGCAAAAGUUGGACGAUGAUCACUCAUCAAACAUCAACAACAACAUCAACAACCAGAGGAAAGACAUCUAUCGCAUCAAGUUGAAUUGCAUGUUGACAAAGAGUGCACUUAGACAAAAGAACAUUGAAGGUGCACGUGAGCCUAUGAGAGUGGCCAACAAGUUGUUGGGUGGACUACUCAGCGUUAGGGACUUCAAGAGAGACAACAAGAUAUUGGUUCAAGAACUCAAACAUCUACUGUUCAUCACAAACUAUGAGUUCUUUCGAGAUGACCCUCGGACCAAAGAGACAGACAAGAGAUUGCUGGAAUGUCUGAUAGGUGCAGAGAGUUGUGCAUUGUCCUUGAUCCAGGCCAAUCGAUCAGACAGCAACAUGUUGUUGGAGUGUAGCGAGCGAUACACAGACACCUGUCUCACACUGGUCGAUCAUCACCUGUCAAUGAAACAGUAUUCAAUGGCAAUGGAGUAUAUUAUAAAGGUGGUCAACAAAAUUGGUAUGAACAUGAGUGAUAUACAUGCUGCGUUGUCCAGGAUGCCAUACUGUGCCACAGACAAGCAUGUUGUGGAUGAUCAACUCUUUGAUGUUGAGCAACACCUGGACAAACUGGACUCGGAUCACAUGGCCACACUGGAUAUGGUCAUUCAAUCAUAUCAAUUGAACAUCAAGUCGGUCAACAAGAAGAAGAGGACAUUGGACCAGGAGCACGAGACACCCAUGUCGCCUGAGCGAGUCACAUCGCCAGUCAAGCCGAGUGCCACCACCUCCAAGUCCACUUCCUCUACUUCCGCUCGCGCACCAACCACCCCCACGCGUCCUUCCACACGUAGCUCAACAUCUACGACGACAACGACACCUGGUGGCGAAUCAUUGGCAGAGAGGAAGAGCAAAUUGGAGAGCUUGAGGAACAAGAAGGUGGACAAGGACAAGAAGAGGAACUUGCCAAUCGAGGUGCCGUCAAUUGAUCAGGUGUUGCUCACUGUUAGCCAAUCGCCACACAAGAGGAUACGACGCACGGACAACUUGGAAUUCCCAUCAAAGUAUGAAUAUGGUAUCGAUCCACUGACUGGCGAGACAAUUGUUUUGGACAAGAACACUGGCAAACUCAUUCAAUCAUACAAGGACUUUGAUCCGAUGGGAUCAUUAAACCCUGAUGACCUGGAUGAGAAUGGCAAUCCAAGACCAUACGCAACCGAUCAGUUCAUUGUGGAUGACGAGUAUGGUGAUGGUGAUGAUGAUGAGUUGGAGCCACCCUCACCAACAAUCAUAUCAUCGUCAUCAACCAGACAUCGACUCAAGAAGAUGAAGAAGACACACGUUGUUGAUCAAGGCCCACCAAAGAGAUUGAGAAAGGCAACACCAAGCAGCGUUGGUGGAGUCUUCAAACCAAUAGACCUUGAUGGUGUUGAAGUAUUAUCAUCUUCAACAUCAACAACAUCAUCAUCUAAAAAUCGCAAGUCAUUGUACAAGAUAUAUCAUAAACAAGAAGUGAUCAAGAGGAUUAAGGAGGAUAUUGAUGAGGAUGAAUAUGGUCAAUACGAGAGAGUGGCACUUGAUUUCAAGAGAUACGAUGACAAACCAUUUGAUAUAACAUUCAAUCAUUACAAUCUACCGGAUGAGAUUGGUGUCGCAGUGUUUGAGACAUUGUCACAGGCCAGCAAGCCAUUCCAAGAUGUCGCGCUCAAGGCACUCAACACCUCGGCGUCACCUUUGAAGACACUAUCAUUCUCGUCCAACUCGGGUCUGACGGCCAAGGGCUUGAUCGAGUUGAGCAAGGCUCCAUUCAUACCAACACUCAAUCAUCUGAUCUUCCAGAAACUCAAUGACGUGGCACGAAUGACUGUGAAUGCCGUCGGACCACUCCUCAAGCGAUCGGUCUCUUUAGAGCAUCUGGACAUUGGUCACAACACAAUCGGCAACGCGGCAUUCGGCACGAUCACCUCACUCAUCACCUACAGUGUCACGGACGACACGUUUGGAUGUCAACUGCGCAAGCUGGUCUUCGAUGGCAUCGGACUCGAGCAUGGCUUUGACUAUGACUGGCUGCCAAAGUUGCUCAAUCUGGACUCGUUGCACAUCUCUCGCAACAACAUUGGACUCUACGUCGAGGGACUGUCACGAUCAAUCCAAUCCUCACCCAACUUGACAUAUCUCGAGAUGACAAGAUGUAGACUACCCAAGGCUGGCUUGACAUUUGUUCUCUCAAGACUGCCGACCAAACUUCAACGUGUUGACCUGGCACAGCAGUAUGACCAAUAUGACAACACAUCAGCCAGUGAUGAUAUAGACACCAGUUUACUGCACAUCAACAAGUUAUCUAGACUGCCCGAUAAUCUGGUGUCGGUUGACCUCCGAGGCAACCAGUUGGCGCAUGACGAUGGACUCAUCAGUGCACUUCUGGGAUGUAAUCAUACAAUGCCACUGGAUGUCAAAUAUUGA
This is a messenger RNA of Acytostelium subglobosum LB1, 2547 nucleotides long. RefSeq lists its product as hypothetical. The coding region runs from base 1 to 2547 and encodes 848 amino acids. Gene Ontology annotation, molecular function: protein binding. Lineage: Eukaryota; Evosea; Eumycetozoa; Acytosteliales; Acytosteliaceae. The record is from RefSeq and is a predicted model, not a curated record. The transcript is spliced from 5 exons.